Messenger RNA from Aspergillus novofumigatus IBT 16806, 1374 nucleotides. Its product is annotated as lactate 2-monooxygenase. The record is from RefSeq and is a predicted model, not a curated record. Gene Ontology annotation, molecular function: FMN binding; oxidoreductase activity. The coding region runs from base 1 to 1374 and encodes 457 amino acids. The transcript has 5 exons. Lineage: Eukaryota; Fungi; Ascomycota; Eurotiomycetes; Eurotiales; Aspergillaceae.
AUGGCUGGAAGAAUCGGAGAAAAAAAGCAAACCCCCAUCCUCCCCGAUCUACCAUCUACCUCAGAGAUUCGUAAGCUUCACGCUGCAAGAUCCUCCCGUGUACCGGCCAUCUCGUCGACUUCAUGUUCUGAGAUGCCUCCAAUCAACUUCGGCAGCUACCAGACGAAGAUCUACAACGAGGGUGCGCUGGGCAAACUUCCUGCUGUGACAACAAACCCAGCACUCCUCGACCAACAUGCCCGGAAAGUUCUCAGUCCUCGUGCAUACAGCUAUGUCGCCACCGGGGCAGGGGAGAAAGCAACGAUGGAUGCCAACCGGCUAGCAUUUCGUCAAUGGAAGAUUCCCAAGAGUUAUGAGGCCGGUUGGUUUACCCCUCUCUUCUUCUCCAGUAUCGGCCAGAUGGACAAUCAAAGUAUCUCCGUCAACCUCUUCGGUCAAGUAUACAAAUCCCCUCUCAUCGUUGGGCCAGUAGGCGUGCAAGGCCUCUUCCACAGCGACAAAGAAACUGGUGUUGCCGAGGUCUGUGCAGAACUUGAGGUGCCCUACACCCUAAGCACAGCAAGCAGCAGCUCGAUUGAGGAGGUUGCUGCAGCCAAUAAAUCCGGCCAUCGAUGGUUCCAGCUUUAUUGGGUGCACGACAAGAAUAUCCUCCUCUCGUUGCUCAAACGCGCCAAGGAGAAUGGAUAUACAGUUUUGGUGGUGUCGCUUGACACAUGGACAUUGGGAUGGCGGCCUACAGAUCUUGAUCAGGGAUAUUUUCCAUUUUAUCGGGGAAUCGGGAAUGAGGUGGGUUUCACGGAUCCGGUGUUUAGGACCAAGUAUGAGAAGAUAGGUGGAAAGAUCGAGGAGGAUAUUAUUGGCGCUGCGAAUGCUUGGGUUGCAGAGCUGAAUGAAAAGCCGCAUACGUGGGAAGAAGUUGACUUCUUGAGGAAGCAUUGGAAGGGUCCGAUUGUGUUGAAAGGGAUUCAGCAUGUAGAUGAUGCUAGGAGGGCACUGGAGACAGGGUGUGAAGGGUUGGUCGUUUCGAACCAUGGGGGUCGACAGGUUGAUGGCGCUAUUGCGUCGUUGGAUGCGCUUCCAGAGAUUGUGGAUGCGGUGGGUGACAAGAUGACGGUGAUGUUUGAUUCUGGAAUAAGAACUGGGGCGGAUAUCAUGAAGGCAUUGUGUCUUGGGGCGAAGGCCGUUCUGAUCGGCAGGCCUGUCAUAUAUGGCCUUGCUAUCGAUGGGAAGAGGGGUGCAAAAUCUGUGAUUGAGGGUUUACUUGCAGAUCUGUGGCAGGGUAUGGGAUUGGCGGGAAUGGAGACGGUUGCUGAUUGCAGCCGCGAUUGUAUGAGGAGAAUCAAGUAUCCUGGCGACAUUAAGAGCAUGUUGUGA